CGCGCAAGUACGCUUUCGAGGUGGCCGCUGGUGCGAGGCUGGCGGGAGGACUAGCGGUAUGAUCUGGAACUCACGCAGAGUUUCACGCGAGAUACGCUCCGUGUACGCGCGCCGCCAGAAAAUAUCCUAGCUGUAACCCUGCCUGUGUCAGUGAGGCCUGUCCAGGUCAAGUCAUUUUGGUUGUUCGCAGUGUCGCCUUUACGAGUGCGCCUGCUCACGGGUUGGCAACAGGCAGCCUGUCACGGAGCCUGUCACUGACUCAGCGCUGCGUCGUUCGUGCUGCCGCUUCAAGCCCUUCUUUUACUUGAGCUGAUACUUUUUGGGAAAGGGACGGCGUUUCGUGAAUCUGGCACGAAACUUAGCGCUGCGGUCUCCCGCCUGCGGCUCGUGCCUCGUCCAGAGCUCCACUCAAUCCGACUCGUCGGGUUGAUUACACAAGAGCUCGCCUGAGUAGGGAGAAGCCGGAGCGAAGCUGGGAAAGAAAUCCGGGCGGAAUCGAGCGAAAACGGGCGGAAUCGCUGGCAAGGGUACUUUCGUGGGGGAGUAGCGGGCGGCCAUCUGACCGGCAGAGAGGGAUCCGUGAGCGCUGGGGCAUAGAGCGGGUGAAUCCCGCGACUCCAACGGGGUGGCAGCGCUGGUUUAUGGGCUCAUGGCGGUGGGUCUGGCGCGGAAUGCGGGCAGCAGCAGCCAUGGGAAUCUCGAGAGAUUAACAAGGCCUCCUGAAAUGAGCUCUGGUGUUAGUAUUGUUAGUGGUGGUAGUGGUGGUGCUGGCGGUGCUGGCGCUGGUGCUGGUAGUGCGGGUGGUGGUGCUGCUGCUGCUGCUACUGCGGCCUCUGCACGUAUAACCCCCACACCACCGUCUAGGUCUAGUAGUUUGAGGAGUGGUUGGUCCGUUGCUGCUGCUACAUCCCUGCUCUGCCGCAUGCUCUUAGUCGUCCUCGUUGUUGUGUUCCUCGCCCAAACUACACUCCUCAGCAUAGGCUAUCUCGGACUUAGGCCCUCCCUGGAGCAGGCUAUAGCGGGUACUGCAGUAGCGGGCAAGGAGGAUGGGGAAGGAGGAUGGAACACGCAAGGUGGGAGGGCGGAAGGUGUGGCGGAAGGUGUGGCGGAAGGUGUGGCGGAAGGUGUGGUGGAAGGUGUGGUGGAAGGGGAAGUUAAAGCGGAUGUGGGUACAGGAGAAAUGGGGGAGAGCGGAGAGGGGGCGGGUGGCGAAGGGGUAGGGGUAAAGAGCGAAGGAGAAGGAGAAGACAUUAAUGUGACGAAGGUCGUUGGAGAGAGAACGGGAGGUGGUGCUGGUGGCGGUGCUGCUGGCGGUGCUCCUAGCGGUGGUGGUGGCGGUGCUGCUGGCGGUGGUGGUGGCGGUGGUGGUGGCCAGGAGCAGCAGAGUCAGAAGACAUGGGGGAAAGCGCAGGUGAAGUGGCAGGGGAAGCAGGGGAAGCAGAGAAAACGGCAGGGUAAAUGGAAGCAGCGGGGGAAGCAGCGGGGGAAGCAGCGGGGGAAGAAGCAAGGGAAGCAGAAUGGCAAGGCGCUAGUAGGGGAUGCGCAGACCAGACAAGGGAUCCAGCACAAAGGCAAGAGAAGAAAGAGGGUGCACGCACCGCCAAAAGCAGAAAGCAGCGCAGGAAACAAACCUAGUGAAGUGGUACCUACUAGGGUGGGCCCUGAGAGGUAUUAUUUGGUGGAGGGUGGGCACGACCACUGCGCGGGUGAGUCUCAUUGGAGGUGGAGCUUCCUGUGCGCGGCGGCAGAGGCAAAGGAGCUCGGGAGGACGAUGGUGGUGCCGGACAUGUGGUGCUCGGGUGCUCCGCACAGCGGCACGGGAAAAGAGGAGGAGCGGCCGUUCCGGCUGUACUAUCACACGGAGCACUGGGGGAGCAUCCAGCCCAUCAUAUUCGCCUCGGAAUUUCUGCACCGGUUCGGCACCCCCCCGUCAGCCACUGCUGCGGACAAGUACCAGCUCUCCUUGCUGCUCCGCCUCUCAGGCAUCUCCGCCUUCCUUCGACAACAACAGGAGCCACAGCAGCCUCCUCCGAUGCCUUCUCCACAGCAGCAGGAGGGGCAGGGGGAGGAGCCACAGCAGGAGGGGCAGCAGCAGCAGCAGCAGCAGCGUGGCCGUGUGUCGGUGGUUCAGUUUGGGCCCUUCGUUCCAGUCAGUCAAGUGGAGAGGGAGGGUGGGAAUGCAACGGUGGUGGUGCGCUUCUUGCAGUGGGGCCAGUUUGCGUAUCAGAUCUGCUCCUCCAAGGUUCCAGAGAACAUGGCCCGUCUGGUGCGCAAUUACCGGCUGAUCUACCAGCAGCCGAUGCUGCGGAAGGUGGCGAACAAGGUGUGCGCAUCCAUGGCAUGGAACUUCGACGCAGUGCACGUGCGCCGCGGGGACAAGCUCAACCCACACUUCUGGCCACACCUCGACCACGACACUCGGCCCGAAGCCUUGUUGAAAAAACUCCCGCAGUUCAUUGAGCCGGGGCGCCACGUGUACAUAGCGUCGAACGAGCGCACUCCGGGGUUCUUCAGCCCACUCGCCUCGCUCUACAAGAUCCACGUGCUCUCCGACUACCGCCACCUCUGGGCACCCGGCAGCGACUGGCACACGGAGUGGCGGGAGCUCAUGCAGCAACUCAAGAUGAACGAAACCGAUCCAGUCUUUGAUGCACACAUGCAGUAUAUGGUUGAGGAUAUGGUACUUGGUGACGCCAAGAAAAAAGUGGAAACCUUCAAUGACCUCACUAAUGACCCACGGCAUGGUGUGUAACUUUCAUGUGCUGGAAGGUUUUUGUAAUUUUUUAAUUCCUUGAGAUUCUAUCAACGAAAUCCCAAUCCA
This is a messenger RNA of Closterium sp. NIES-67, 2821 nucleotides long. Lineage: Eukaryota; Viridiplantae; Streptophyta; Zygnematophyceae; Desmidiales; Closteriaceae. The record is from the annotation of a GenBank genome assembly.